AUGAUUCACGAAUCGUCGGAGGUAUCGACCACAAUCGAUAACCAAAAUGCUCUAUAUACGAAUGUUAAAGUCUCAAAAAAGACUUCUCGUAAAGCUGUUGAUAUUAAAGAACAUUUACUUACUAUUGAUUCCAUAGUUGAGUCCUUAGACACGAAUUUUGAUGUUCACCAUCCUGAAAACUCUCAAGGCUUGUCCUCUAAAAUUGUUUCCGAACGAUUGUUGACUGAUGGUAAGAAUAUUCUGGCUCCUCCGAAGAGAACUUUAUUCAUAGUUAAAGUUAUCAAGGAACUUCUUUCUCCAUUCUCUUUGGUAUUGAUUAUUGCUGGUUUUUUGAGUAUUCUUGACGUCAUCAUCGAAAGAACACCUGAAUCCAUUCCAAAUAUUUUCCUUGGAUUGAUAUUGUUUGUGGUUGUUUUAUUCAAUGCUAUUGUAACAUUAGUUCAAGAAAGAAAGGGAGAGAAAAUUAUUGAGAGUUUUCAACAGUUACAAAAGAAUUCGUGUUGGGUUAUUAGAGAUGGUAUUUUACAAAAGAUUGAUGCUGAAGAUUUGGUCCUUGGUGAUGUUGUUAAAAUUUCAACAGGUGAUUUGAUCCCAGCAGAUUUAAGAUGUGUCAGUAGUUCUGGUAUGAAGGUAGACAAUAGUACUUUGACUGGAGAAUCAGAUCCUCAAACUAGAACCAUUGAAAAUACUGCUCCUAACCCAUUGGAAGCAUCUAAUUUACUAUUUUUUGGAUCUACUGUUGUCGAAGGAUUUGGUUUUGGAAUUGUAAUUAGAACAGCAAACAAGACAGUUAUGGGAAAAAUUGCUCACUUGGCAGGUGGUCAAAAGGAAAGAAAAACACCUAUCAGAAGAGAAAUUGACAAAUUUGUUUUCAUAUUGGGAACCAUUGCUAUUGUUUGUUGCAUUAUUUUCUUUUGUGUAUGUAUGAGCUUUGGUUUCACAUGGUUUCAGAGCUUUAUUUUUUGCAUUGGUGUAAUUACUGGUUGCAUCCCUGCAGGUUUAAUUGCUACUGUGACCACAUGUCUUUCAAUCUCUGCACAACGUUUGAAAGAGGUUAACAUUGUUGUCAAGAAACUGGAUCAUGUGGAAACAUUGGGUUCUGUUUCAGUCAUUUGUUCUGACAAGACUGGAACACUCACACAAAAUAAGAUGACCGUUGUUGAAGCAUGGAUUGAUUCUUCAGUUAUCACCAUUCCAUACAAUAUGGAUAACUCCACAAGCGCGACUUCAACCAAUGGUGCUUCUAGUAAUGCUCCUCAAAAUUUAUCUACUGAAGAGUUGUUGCAAAGAGCUUGCAGCUUGUGUAGUACAGCCACAUUCCUUGAAAAUGAAGCAAAUUUAAACACUCCAAUCAUGAAAAGAGAAUGUCUUGGAGAUGCCUCAGAAAUUGCUCUCAUUAAGUAUGUAGAAUCCAGAGGAAAGGCCAGUCUUAAAAGCAUUAGAAAAGAUCAUGAAGAACUCUAUUGUAUUCCUUUUAGUUCAAAGAAUAAGUGGAUGCUUACUAUCAACGAGAUUCCUAAUCAACCUAACGAUGACGCUCUAUUGUUAAUGAAGGGAGCCCCUGAAAGAAUUGCUUCUCUUUGUUCCAAAAUUUUAAUAUCUGGUGUUGAAUAUGAUAUGGAUGAGAACUGGAGAAACAACUUUCAAGAUUCUUAUGACUUUUUUGCAUCAAAAGGUUGUAGAGUUUUGGCAUUUGCCCAAACUAGCAUUUCAAAGUCACAAAUUCCAUCUGGAGAUAUUGAUAAUAUCAGAGAUUUUGCCAAAAAUUUGACAUUUUUGGGAAUGGUAGCAUUGACUGAUCCUCCAAAGGUAGGAGUAACUGAAGCUGUUGCCAAGUGUAAAACUGGAGGUAUUCAAGUAGUCAUGGUCACUGGAGAUCACCCUCUCACUGCAAAAGCCAUUGCCAAACAAGUGGGUAUCAUAGAACAAAAAGCGCUCAUACUGGACGAAAUGGAUGAACAGAAUUAUGGCUCUCAACCUGAAGCUAUGGUUAUCCAUGGAGAACAAAUAGAUCAAUUGACUAAUGAAGAUUGGAAAGGAAUUAUGAAAAUUAAGCAGUUGGUAUUUGCUAGAACUUCUCCACAACAAAAGUUGUUUAUUGUUUCCAAAUUCCAAGAAUAUGGUCAUAUUGUGGCCGUAACAGGAGAUGGAACAAACGAUUCUCCAGCUCUCAAAAAGGCUGACAUUGGUGUUGCAAUGAACUUGAGUGGUUCUGCUGUCUCUAAAGAAGCUGCUGCCCUUAUCUUGUUGGAUGAUAACUUUGCAUCAAUUGUAAACGGAAUUCAAGAAGGUAGAUUGAUUUUUGACAAUUUAAAGAAGAGUCUUGUUUACACAGUAAGCCAUAACUUGCCUGAAAUGUCUUCAUUUAUUGCUUUCAUGUUCUUUGGUAUUCCUGUACCAAUGACAGGUUUGCAAAUGAUUUGUCUCGAUUUGGGUACUGAAGUAGCAUCUUCUAUUUGUCUCGCCUAUGAAAAAGCAGAAAAUGAUUUAAUGAGUAUUCCACCAAGAAACAAAUUGCAGUCACUAAUUGGAAUUCCUGAACUCAUGUUCUGUUAUCUCGUUUCUGGUUUAAUUGAAUCACUUGGUGGCAUAUUUUGUUUUAUAUUCACAUUUGCAUUUUAUGGAGUUCCCCCAAGGUAUUUGUGGGCUGCUAGACAAGGCAAUUAUUUCCAAAACACUUCAUCAACACCAUUGUUUAUUGUAGAAACUGGAAUUACUCUAAGUGGAGUGGAUCAAAGCAACAUUUUGGUUACUGCUCAAACAAGUUACUUUUUAUGUAUUGUUUUGUGUCAAAUUGUCAACAUGUACUCCUGCAGAACUAGAAGAGAAUUUGUAUUUACUUUCCCAUUAUUCUCCAAUUUGUACAUCUAUCUUGGCGCUGUGGUUGCUAUUGCUCUUUCUGCCUUUUUGAUUUAUGUUCCGUUCAUUAAUGAUGCUAUUUUCGGCUUUAGACCUGUAACAGUUGAUUCAUGGUUGUAUCCUCUUCCGUGGAUGUUUAUGGUACUCUUUGUCAAUGAAAUGAGAAAAUUGUUGGUCAAGUACUUGAAAAUCAAAAAUUUGUACUGGUAA
Naegleria gruberi is the source of this 3069-nucleotide messenger RNA. RefSeq lists its product as uncharacterized. Gene Ontology annotation, biological process: intracellular potassium ion homeostasis; potassium ion import across plasma membrane; sodium ion export across plasma membrane. Gene Ontology annotation, cellular component: membrane. The record is from RefSeq and is a predicted model, not a curated record. Gene Ontology annotation, molecular function: ATP binding; P-type sodium:potassium-exchanging transporter activity; ATP hydrolysis activity. The transcript is spliced from 3 exons. NCBI's taxonomy places the organism in Eukaryota, Heterolobosea, Eutetramitea, Acrasida, Naegleriidae. Bases 1 to 3069 code for a protein of 1022 amino acids.